Branchiostoma belcheri (Belcher's lancelet) is the source of this 1541-nucleotide messenger RNA. RefSeq names its product arylacetamide deacetylase-like. Gene Ontology annotation, molecular function: carboxylic ester hydrolase activity. Gene Ontology annotation, cellular component: membrane. The transcript has 5 exons. Bases 148 to 1350 code for a protein of 400 amino acids. The record is from RefSeq and is a predicted model, not a curated record. NCBI's taxonomy places the organism in Eukaryota, Metazoa, Chordata, Leptocardii, Amphioxiformes, Branchiostomatidae.
GGUCCAUAGAACAGGUGAUCAGAGUCUGAGAACUCCUGAAGAGUGAACAAGAUUGGAGGGAUUUCAGCUGUCUAGAGCAAGUCAGUAAAAGGCUGAAAGAGUACGUGUGGAUUCUGUUGUUGUACUUUGCCCAGACACGGAAGAAACAUGGCAGUGUUGAAGGCGGCCCUGGUGUUUGUGGCUGUGGCGGUUUUUCUGGCGUACUACUGUGACGAGCCCGUACCACAGGGCAUCGCAGAACCAAGACUGUUCGCUAAAGUAGUGGGCAUGAUGUUCAAAACAGCAAAGAACCUGGCUAAACUUGCAGAGUACGUCGGCGUAGGCACGCAGCCUCGUAACACCCGGUCCAUCGUGAACGCAUUGAUAGGCGUUGGUCUGAAGUUACAAGGCACGUCUUACCGAGAGGGACUGCAAAUUUCGGACGCCACGUUCAACGGGGUUAAAGUCCGAGUCUACACCCCUGAGUCAGCGGCGAAGAGUAGAACCAAAGUCCCGGGACUGGUGUUCAUCCAUGGAGGUGGCUGGGUUCUUCUGAAUGUUGAUGGCUAUGAUCCGCUAACGGCCCACAUUGCUAAACAGCUUGGGAUUGUUGUUGUGUCCGUGGAAUAUAGACUCGCCCCAGAACAUUUGUUUCCGGCUGCGUUUGACGACUGCGUUGCCGCUACAAAGUUCUUCCUCCAAAACGCGGAGCUGUACAACGUAGAUCGCACACGUAUCGGCAUCAGUGGGGACAGUGCUGGUGGGAACCUCGCCGCAGCAGUCACUCUCGCACUUACUAAAGAAAAGGGUCUUCCUAAGCUGAAGACACAGGCACUCCUCUACCCAGCUCUGCAGGCUCUAGACUUUAACACACCUUCCUACACCGACCAUGGUCAUCUCAACACUCUAACUAAAGAUUCAAUGGUAUCGUUUUGGCUGUGGUAUCUUAGCAAUGACUUGUCUUUUAAGGAGGUUUUCAAAACCAACAACCAUACGAGUGAGCAGCUUAAGAAAUCUCAGUAUGCCGGGUACGUGGAUCACAAAGUGGUCGUUAAAUCCGUAAAGAAGGGAAGCAUCAAAUUUCCCGAGAUUCCGAACGUAGCGAUCAUUUUGGACCCACGUUUUGCCCCGUUGAUGGCAGACGAUGCCGACUUCAAAGGUCUCCCAUCGACGUUUGUGAUGACGUGUGAGUAUGACGUUUUGAGGGACGAUGGCGUGAUGUUCGCCAAGAGGCUCCAGAAGGCUGGCGCCAAGGUCAGUCAUGAUCAUUACAAACAUGGCUUCCACGGCUUUCUUAACCAGUUCGAUGUUUAUGAGUCAGCAGGUACUGCAAUGCAAAACUACCUGGGGUAUCUAAAGAAGAACCUAUGAACCUUGUUCGCUUCUUUAGUUAUGCCAAGCUCAUUGGUUACGCUGUCGACCACUGUGAGACAUAACUGUGUGAACUCUAAUACAAUAAACAAGAAAUCGGAUAUUUCAGACUUCCUGGUAGUGUUUUUUUGGCUUUCUUAAUGCAUUAUGGAACUGUGGAGAGGAUUGUACAUGUACAUUUGUUUAACAGU